AUGGCAGCUAGGCGAAUUGCACAGGAGACUUUUGAUGCUGUAUUGCAAGAAAAAGCUAACCAAUAUCACAUGGACCCCAGUGGUGAGGCUGUAGGUGAAGCUCUUCAGUUUAAAGCUCAAGAUCUUCUAAGGACAGUCCCAAGAGCAAGAGCAGAUAUGUAUGAUGACAUUCCUAGUGACAGCAGAUACACUCUGGCUGGAUCUAUAGCCCACCCUCGAGACACUGGGAGAGAAAGCUUGAGAGGUGAUGUAUUUCCAGGACCUUCCUUCAGAUCAAGCAAUCCUUCUGUAAGUGAAGACAACUACAUUCGCAAAGAGUGUGGCCAGGAUCUGGAGUUUUCCCACCCUGAUUCCCGAGACCAAGUUUUUGGCCACCGGAAAUUGGGACAUUUCCGUUCUCAGGAUUGGAAAUUUGCACUCCGUGGCUCUUGGGAACAAGACUUUGGCCACCCCGUUUCUCAAGAAUCCCCUUUGUCACAGGAGUGUAAUUUUGGUCCUUCUGCACUGCUUGGGGACUUUGGUUCCUCUAGGCUGAUUGAGAAAGAGUGUUUGAAGAAAAAAAGUCGGGAUUACAACGUGGACCGUCCAGGGGACACAGACUCUGUGCUCAGGGGCAGUGGCCAAGUCCAGGGCAGAGGCUGAGGUCUAAACAUUGUUGACCAGGAAGGGACCCUUUUAGGAAAGGGAGAGACUCAGGGCUUGCUCCCAUCUAAAGGGGGAGUUGGUAAACUUGUCACACUAAGAAGUGUGAGCACGAAGAACGUACCCACUGUAAAUCAUAUUACUCCCAAAACUCAGGGCACCAACCAAAUCCAGAAAACCACCUCAAGUCCUGAUGUGACCCUGGGGACAAACCCAGGAACAGAAGAUAUCCAGUUUCCCACUCAGAUCCCUUUGGGGCUCAAUCUGAAGGAUAUUCGGCUUCCCAGAAGAAAGAUGAGCUUCGACCUCAUAGAUAAGUCUGAUGUUUUUUCAAGAUUUGAUAUCAAAUGGGCAGGAUUCCACACCAUAAAAGAUGAUGUUAAAUUUUCUCAGCUUUUCCAGACGCUCUUUGAACUCGAAACCAAAACCUGUGCUAAAAUGCUCGCUUCAUUCAAAUGCUCCUUAAAACCAGAGCACAGAAAUUUUUGCUUUUUUACGAUCAAAUUUUUAAAGCACUCUGCUUUGAAAACACCCAGAGUUGAUAAUGAGUUUUUAAACAUGCUUUUAGACAAAGGUGCUGUGAAGACCAAAAAUUGCUUUUUUGAAAUCAUAAAGCAUUUUGACAAGUACAUAAUGAGGCUUCAAGACGGCCUUCUGAAUGUCACACCCCUGCUCAUGGCUUGCAAUGCCUAUGAGCUGAGUGUCAAGAUGAAAACCCUCAGUAACCCCCUGGACUUGGCUGUUGCCCUGGAGACCACCAAUUCUCUCUGCCAGAAGUCUUUAGCCCUUUUGGGACAGACUUUCUCCUUGGCCUCUUCUUUCCAGCAAGAGAAAAUCUUAGAAGCUGUUGGCUUCCAAGAUAUAGCUCCCUCUCCUGCUGCAUUUCCAAAUUUUGAGGACUCUACUCUGUUUGGGAGAGAAUACAUCGAUCACCUGAAGGCCUGGCUGGUCACCAGUGGGUGUCCACUUCAGGUCAAGAAAGCUGAACCUGAGCCUACCCAAGAUGAGGAGAAAGUUGUUCCUCCUACCAAACCCAAAAUUCAGGCCAAGUCUCCGAGUGGUCUCAAUGAUGCUGUCCCCCAGCGAGCAGAUCACAAGGUGGUGGACACCAUCGAUCAGCUGGUCACUCGCAUUGUCAGAGGCAGCCUAUCUCCCAAAGAGAGAGCUCUUCUCAAGGAGGACCCUGCUUACUGGUUUUUGUCUGAUGACAGUAGUCUGGAGUAUAAAUACUACAAAUUGAAGCUGGCAGAAAUGCAGCGGAUGACGCCACACCUUGCCGGAGCAGAUCAAAAGCCAAUAGCAGCAGAAUGUGGGGUCUGGGCCAUGCUGUAUGCUUGGACAAUCCGGAGCCUCAAGAAGAGGCUCCUCCCAGGCCUCCAGCGGGAGCUGCUCCGCACUCAAGGGCUUCUGGGCUGGAAGGUGAGGAAAGCAACCACUGGGACCCAGACCCUCCUCUCCUCAAGCACCAGACUGAAACACCAUGGCCGGCAGGCUCCAGGUUCAUUGCAGGGAAAGCUGUCCCAGCCAGAUGGAAAUGAUACUGUCAAGGACUGCCCACCUGACCCAGUUGGACCCUCUCUUGGGGACCCCAGCCCAGAAGUCUUGGGCCUAUCCCCCAAGCCAGCAGGAGCGGAAGUCUCUGAAGCUCCUCAAUCCUCCUCUCCCUGCCCAUCUGCUGACGUUGACAUGAAGACAAUGGAGACUGCAGAGAAACUGGCCAGAUUUGUUGCUCAGAUGGGACCAGAAAUUGAACAAUUCAGCGUAGAAAAUAGUACUGACAACCCUGACUUGUGGUUUCUCCAUGACCAAAAUAGUUCAGCCUUCAAAUUCUAUCGAAAGAAAGUAUUUGAACUAUCAUCAAUUUGUUUUACAUCAUCUCCACUGAACCUCCACACCAGUGAGAGCACUGAUUCUCAAGAGAGCCCCCUUGAUCCCAUGGAAGGGGAAGGAGAGUUUGAAGAUGAGCCCCCUCAGCAUGAGGCUGAGUUGGAAAGCCCAGAGGUGAUGCCUGAGGAGGAUGAUGAAGACGAGGAAGAUGAGGAUGAGGAGGGGACCGAAGAGGCCUCCACUCCUAGAGGGGCCUCCAGGCAACCAGGAGGGGCUGCCAAGUCCGAGGGCUAUAAGGGCAGCCCCCCCCCGCCCCAUGGCCUCCCGAGCGAGGCAGCCGAAGAUGGCCCGGCGGGUGCACCUGCCCUAUCACAGGCCACCUCAGGGGCCUGCUUCCCUCGGAAGAGGGUCAGUAGCAAGUCCUUGAAGGUUGGCAUGAUUCCGGCUCCAGAGAGGCUGUGUCUCAUCCAGGAACCCAAAGUUCAUGAACCAGUUCGAAUUGCCUACGACAGACCUCGGGGUUGUCCCAUGUCCAAAAAGAAGAAACCCAAGGAUUUUGAUUUCGCCCAGCAGAAGCUGACCGACAAGAACCUGGGGUUCCAGAUGCUGCAGAAGAUGGGCUGGAAGGAGGGCCACGGCCUGGGCUCCUGUGGGAAGGGCAUCAGGGAGCCCGUCAGCAUGGGAACUGCAUCGGAAGGGGAAGCGUUAGGUGCUGACGGGCAGGAGCACAAGGAAGAUAUGUUCCGUCAAAGGAUGAUGCAGAUGUACAGACACAAAUGGGCCAACAAAUAGUUCCAGGGUCUCUUCCAUGAGGACAACAGGCAUCCAGAAAGUGCUAACUCACCACUUUGGGUGCUUACUGUCUCUGGCUUGUUUCCAUCACUGGAAAUCAUAUAGAGAAUUUUAGCAUUUUUGGUCCUUGGUAAAACCUAGAAGACAUUUGUGAUGUUACAAAAUGGAAGUUUUGGGGUUUUUUUUUUUCUUUCUUCUUUUU
Molecule: messenger RNA, 3463 nt
Organism: Canis lupus familiaris (dog)
Lineage: Eukaryota; Metazoa; Chordata; Mammalia; Carnivora; Canidae
Product: SURP and G-patch domain-containing protein 2-like
Biological process (GO): RNA processing
Cellular component (GO): nucleoplasm
Molecular function (GO): RNA binding
Source: RefSeq, a predicted model, not a curated record